AUGUUCCAAGAACAGAGGCGUGUGUUCUUCCUUCCAUUUGAAAACCAUUUCGUAGAUGCGUGCGCAAACGCUGCAGCCCUCAGGCUGCUCGAAGCGGCGAGGACCGGCGACGUGGAGACCGCGCGCGCUAUAUUGGACGCGAGACCGAGGCUGGUGAACUGCAGGGAUGUCGACGGCCGCCACUCUACACCGCUGCAUUUUGCCGCUGGGUACAAUCGGCUACCGCUCGCCCAGCUGCUACUUCAAAGGGGGGCCGAUGUCCACGCCAAGGAUAAGGGGGGUCUGGUCCCAUUGCACAACGCCUGCUCGUACGGCCACUUCGAGGUGACUGAGCUGCUGGUGUCCGCCGGCGCUGGUGUGAAUGCGGCCGACUUGUGGAGGUUCACGCCUUUACACGAGGCGGCCGCUAAGGGGAAGGCGGAUAUUGUUCGGCUACUCUUGAAGCACGGAGCUGAUCCAACGAGAAGAAACCGCGACGGCCUGACGCCGCUGCAGCUUGUGAGAGCCGGUGACAGCGACACCGCCGACGCUCUGAGAGGGGAUGCUGCUCUGCUGGAUGCUGCGAAGAGAGGCGACCUGGCUCGAGCGAAGAAACUAAUCACACCGCAAAAUGUGAACUGCAGGGACUCACACGGAAGGAACUCGACGCCACUCCAUCUUGCUGCCGGCUACAACAACCUGGAGGUAGCGGAGGCGCUGCUGGCGGGUGGCGCGGCGGUGGCGGCGCGCGACAAGGGCGGGCUGGUGCCGCUGCACAACGCGGCGUCGUACGGGCACCUGGAGCUGGCGGCGCUGCUGCUGCGCGCCGGCACGCCGCCCAACGCCGCCGACCGCUGGGGCUUCACGCCGCUGCACGAGGCGGCGCACAAGGCGCGCACGCAGCUCUGCGCGCUGCUCAUCGCACACGGCGCGGACCCGUUCCUGAAGAACCAGGAGGGGCAGACGGCGCUGGAGCUGGCGGGCGCGGACGACGUGCGCUCGCUGCUGCAGGACGCCAUGACGGGCGCGGCGGGUGCGAGCGAGCCGCCCCCUCCUCCGCCUCCGCCGCCGCCUCGCCUGCCCGUGCGCCUGCCCUCCGGCGACACCGCGCCGCUCGCGCCGCCCGUGAUGCCAAGCAAUUACUGGGCAGAGGGUUCUCGCGGAAGUCUGGAAGACGCCGCGGGAAGACCAGCUUCCGCACUCUCCACCUCCGAAUCCUUGCAGACCUUCUUGUCCAGGAUUGGUCUGGAGCAGUUAGGUCCAGCGCUGGAACGGGAGCAGAUCUCCGUGGACAUCCUGUCGGAGAUGUCGCACGAGGACUUGCGCGCUGUUGGUGUCGCCGCGUACGGACACCGGCAUAGACUCAUCAAGGCUGCGAGACAAAGUCUACAAGCGCAGUCAGAGUGGUACGGCGGCACGACGCUGGUGGAGAUGUCUGCGGAGGAGUGCGGCGGGGGCGAGUUCUCGCUGGUGGAGCGUGAGCUGCAGGCCUCCGUACGCGCGCACCGCGACCAGGCCGGCGGACACUUCUCCCGGUACCGCGUGCUCAGGAUACAAAAGAUAGUGAACGGCCGUCUCUGGGAGCGCUACCAGCACAGAAGAAAAGAAGUGAGCGAAGAGGCUGGCGCGCCAAACGAACGUAUGCUCUUCCACGGGUCCCCAUUCAUCAACGCCAUCGUGCAGAAGGGCUUCGAUGAGAGACACGCCUAUAUAGGCGGUAUGUUCGGGGCCGGUAUAUACUUUGCGGAGCACUCGUCGAAGAGCAACCAGUACGUGUACGGCUUCGGCGGCGGAUCCGGAUGUCCCACGCACAAGGACCGCAGCUGUUACCUUUGCCACAGACAAAUGCUUCUCUGCCGCGUGACUCUCGGGCGAGCAUUUCAACUGGCGAGCGCCAUGAAGAUGGCUCACGCACCUCCCGGCCACCACAGUGUAGCCGGCCGCCCAAGCCACGGCGGCCUCUGCUUCCCCGAGUAUGUGGUCUACCGUGGUGAACAGGCCUAUCCCGAAUACCUGAUCACGUACCAGAUUGUGAACGACGAAACAAAUUCGGGGUCCGUUUAA
Parnassius apollo (apollo) is the source of this 2043-nucleotide messenger RNA. NCBI's taxonomy places the organism in Eukaryota, Metazoa, Arthropoda, Insecta, Lepidoptera, Papilionidae. The record is from the annotation of a GenBank genome assembly.